Molecule: messenger RNA, 3818 nt
Organism: Calliphora vicina (urban bluebottle blowfly)
Lineage: Eukaryota; Metazoa; Arthropoda; Insecta; Diptera; Calliphoridae
Gene: RpII140
Product: RNA polymerase II subunit RpII140
Exons: 6
Coding region: 126-3656 (1176 amino acids)
Biological process (GO): DNA-templated transcription
Cellular component (GO): RNA polymerase II, core complex
Molecular function (GO): ribonucleoside binding; DNA binding
Source: RefSeq, a predicted model, not a curated record
GAUUUUUUUCUUUUUUUAUAUUGUGUUCUGGUGAAAUUUAUAUAAAAAAUUAAAAUAAUAUUGCAGACUUAUAAAGAAAGAUAAAAUAUUAAGCUAAAUAUUUUAUUUAGCAAAAAGCCCUCAAAAUGAUGUACGAGAAUGAAGAAGAAUUGUAUGAGGAGGAGAAUGCGGAGGAAAUCUCCCAUGAGUUGUGGCAAGAAGCCUGUUGGAUUGUUAUUAACGCCUAUUUUGAUGAAAAAGGUUUGGUACGACAGCAGUUGGACAGUUUUGAUGAAUUUAUUCAGAUGUCUGUCCAACGUAUAGUGGAAGAUUCUCCCGCUAUAGAUUUGCAGGCCGAGGCUCAACAUACUUCAGGAGAAAUUGAGACACCGCCUCGUUUUCUUUUAAAAUUUGAACAAAUUUAUUUGUCAAAACCCACACAUUGGGAAAAAGAUGGUUCGCCCAGUCCUAUGAUGCCCAACGAAGCUCGUCUGCGUAACUUAACCUAUUCGGCUCCUCUGUAUGUGGACAUAACAAAAACUAAAGUUGUGGAAGGUGUAGCACCUGUAGAAACACAACAUCAAAAGACUUUCAUUGGCAAAAUUCCAAUUAUGUUACGUUCCACCUACUGUUUGCUGUCCCAACUAACAGAUCGUGAUUUAACUGAGUUGAACGAGUGUCCUUUAGAUCCUGGUGGUUAUUUCAUUAUCAACGGUUCCGAAAAGGUAUUAAUUGCCCAGGAAAAAAUGGCCACCAAUACUGUCUAUGUAUUCAGCAUGAAGGAUGGCAAAUAUGCUUACAAAUCUGAAAUCAGAUCUUGUUUAGAACAUAGUUCUCGACCCACAUCUACCCUCUGGGUUAAUAUGAUGGCCAGAGGUUCACAGAAUAUAAAGAAGUCGGCCAUUGGUCAACGUAUCAUUGCCAUUCUGCCCUAUAUCAAGCAGGAAAUUCCAAUAAUGAUUGUUUUCCGUGCUUUGGGCUUUGUGGCCGAUCGUGAUAUUUUAGAACACAUUAUUUAUGACUUUGAUGAUCCCGAAAUGAUGGAAAUGGUUAAACCCUCAUUGGACGAGGCUUUUGUAGUGCAAGAGCAAAAUGUUGCUUUGAAUUUUAUAGGUACUCGUGGUGCCAGACCCGGUGUCACCAAGGACAAACGUAUUAAAUAUGCUAAGGAAAUCUUACAGAAGGAAAUGUUGCCUCAUGUGGGCGUCUCCGAUUUUUGUGAAACGAAAAAGGCUUACUUUUUGGGUUACAUGGUGCACAGAUUGCUGUUGGCUUCAUUGGGUCGACGUGAAUUGGACGAUCGGGAUCACUACGGUAAUAAACGUUUAGACUUGGCUGGUCCCUUAUUGGCCUUUUUGUUCCGUGGUCUUUUCAAAAAUCUAAUGAAAGAAGUCAGAAUGUAUACACAAAAGUUCAUUGAUCGUGGAAAGGAUUUCAAUUUGGAGUUGGCCAUCAAAACUAAUAUCAUUACUGAUGGUUUACGUUACUCCUUGGCUACCGGUAACUGGGGAGACCAGAAAAAGGCUCAUCAGGCCAGAGCUGGUGUAUCUCAGGUAUUGAAUCGUUUAACCUUUGCCUCCACAUUGUCCCAUUUGAGACGUGUCAAUUCGCCUAUUGGUCGUGAUGGUAAAUUGGCUAAACCCCGUCAGUUGCACAAUACUCUAUGGGGCAUGUUGUGUCCUGCCGAAACUCCCGAGGGAGCUGCUGUCGGUCUGGUCAAAAAUUUAGCUUUGAUGGCUUACAUUUCUGUCGGUUCUCAACCCUCGCCCAUCUUGGAGUUCUUGGAAGAGUGGUCUAUGGAAAAUUUAGAAGAAAUUGCUCCUUCUGCCAUAGCAGAUGCCACCAAGAUUUUCGUAAACGGUUGUUGGGUGGGUAUACAUCGUGAUCCCGAACAAUUGAUGGCCACUUUACGUAAACUGAGGAGACAGAUGGAUAUCAUUGUGUCCGAAGUGUCUAUGAUUCGAGAUAUUCGUGAUCGUGAAAUUCGUAUUUACACAGAUGCCGGUAGAAUUUGUCGUCCUUUGUUGAUUGUUGAAAAUGGUUCAUUGCUGUUGAAAAAAACUCAUGUUGAAAUGUUAAAGGAACGCGAUUACAACAACUACAGUUGGCAGGUUCUGGUAGCCUCGGGUGUGGUGGAGUAUAUUGACACAUUGGAAGAGGAAACUGUGAUGAUUGCUAUGUCGCCCUACGAUUUGAAACAAGAUAAGGAUUAUGCCUACUGUACAACCUACACACAUUGUGAAAUUCAUCCUGCUAUGAUAUUGGGUGUAUGCGCCUCUAUUAUUCCCUUCCCUGAUCACAAUCAGUCUCCCCGUAAUACCUAUCAAAGUGCUAUGGGUAAACAAGCUAUGGGUGUGUAUAUCACCAAUUUCCACGUACGGAUGGACACUCUUGCUCAUGUUUUAUACUAUCCCAUGAAGCCUUUGGUUACUACACGCUCUAUGGAGUACUUACGUUUCAGAGAAUUGCCAGCCGGUAUUAAUUCUAUUGUAGCCAUUCUUUGUUACACAGGUUACAACCAAGAAGAUUCUGUUAUUUUAAAUGCUUCGGCUGUAGAAAGAGGUUACUUCCGAUCCGUGUUUUACCGUUCAUACAAAGACUCGGAAAAUAAACGUAUCGGCGAUCAAGAGGAGAACUUUGAAAAGCCCAACAGACAAACCUGCCAAGGCAUGCGCAAUGCUCAUUAUGACAAAUUAGACGAUGAUGGUAUUAUUGCUCCGGGUAUUCGUGUGUCUGGUGAUGAUGUGGUUAUUGGCAAAACUAUUACUCUGCCCGAAAGUGACGAUGAAUUAGAUGGCAAUACUAAACGUUUCACGAAGAGAGAUGCCUCAACGUUCUUACGUAAUUCUGAAACUGGUAUUGUCGAUCAGGUUAUGUUGACGCUCAACAGUGAGGGCUACAAGUUUUGUAAGAUUCGUGUGAGAUCGGUGCGUAUACCGCAAAUUGGCGACAAGUUUGCUUCUCGUCACGGUCAAAAGGGUACCUGUGGUAUUCAGUAUCGCCAAGAAGAUAUGGCAUUUACAUGUGAAGGUUUAGCUCCCGAUAUUAUUAUUAAUCCUCACGCUAUUCCAUCUCGUAUGACAAUUGGCCAUUUAAUUGAGUGUCUGCAAGGUAAACUCGGCUCGAACAAAGGUGAAAUUGGUGAUGCUACACCAUUCAAUGAUGCCGUCAACGUACAAAAGAUUUCCACGUUCCUGCAAGAAUACGGCUAUCACUUGCGUGGCAAUGAAGUCAUGUAUAACGGUCAUACGGGACGUAAAAUUAAUGCCCAAGUUUUCUUGGGACCCACUUACUAUCAGCGUCUCAAACAUAUGGUGGACGACAAAAUUCACAGCAGAGCUCGUGGUCCCGUACAGAUUCUGGUGCGACAACCUAUGGAGGGCAGAGCUCGUGAUGGUGGUCUACGUUUCGGUGAAAUGGAACGUGAUUGUCAGAUAUCUCACGGUGCUGCACAAUUUCUGCGCGAACGUCUCUUUGAAGUCUCCGAUCCCUACCGCAUACAUGUCUGUAAUUUCUGUGGUCUAAUUGCAAUUGCCAAUCUGCGUAAUAAUACCUUUGAAUGCAAGGGCUGCAAGAAUAAGACACAAAUCUCACAAGUUCGUUUACCAUACGCAGCUAAAUUAUUGUUCCAAGAAUUGAUGUCUAUGAAUAUUGCACCACGUUUGAUGGUCGUUUAAAAUGUAUCAAAUGUGUCUACGAGGAUUACGAUAAAGCUCGUUUAAUUUUCUUUAUCAAAUCAAUAUAUCAGUAAGAAUUUUUUUUAUUUAAAAUCAUAAUGAAUAAAAUUAUUAAUGUAUGACUAAAGUCUUAAUAAAAUUUUAUUAAUUAACAAAAAAAAA